GUAAACUUCUUCUAUCCUCACAAGCCACAAAUACAAAUACAAAUAUACAGCCUUUUUACUUUUUGUGACUUUGUUAUUUCUUUCACUUCUUUGUUUCUCCUGCUUUUAUUGUUGGGUUUCUGCUUAUCUUGCAUUUCCAUCUCUGGUUUUCUUGUAACUCUCUCUCUCUCUCUCUCUCUCUCUCUCUCUCUCUCUCUCUCUCUCUCUCUCUCUGUUCCGUGCAAGAAAACGCCAUGGAAUCUGGCAGAUUAUUUGGUGUUUGAUCCGUUAUAUAGACCUUUGAACCAAAGAAACCAGACACAUUCUACUUGUUAAGCGAGAACAUUGCGUACAAAUCUCAACUGGGAAAUUUGUGGGUAUUUGAGAUUUGAGAUGGGUGUGACUGGGGAUGGAAAUGUCUUUUCACUUCACUUGCUUUUCCUUGAUUCAUGAUUCUUGAGUUGAAUUUCAUCAAAUAUGGAGGGUUGUUAGCAUCAAAACUCACUUUUUGUGCUUGAUUUGGUAAAAAGGGGACGUAAGAAAUGGAAGCAGGGGUGAAUUAUAGGAACUGGGCAGAUCUGUUGCCCGAUGCACUUGGUUUGAUCUUCAGCAACCUUUCUCUUCAAGAAACUCUCACAAUCGUUCCAAGAGUCUGCAAAUCAUGGAAUCAAGCAGUGUUGGGUCCUUACUGUUGGCAAAACAUCAACAUUCUUGACUGGAGCUAUCGGUCAAACCCUGAUCACAUUGACCAUAUGCUCCGACUCCUUGUUACCAGAAGUGGUGGCGCCCUCCGGGAGAUCACUGUCUCCGGCAUCCUCAAUGAUCUCACUUUCUCAUUUCUCGCAGAUCAUUGUCGAUCGCUACAAACACUCCAAAUCCCAAGAUGUAACAUCAGUGAUACCAUUGUGGAACAAAUAUCUACAAAGCUAUUGGCUGUAACCUUCAUGGACUUAAGCUACUGUCGCAAGAUUAGUGCACGUGCACUAUCUGCAAUCGGGAAAUCCUGCAAGUCUCUGGUGGGAUUCCGGCGAAACAUGCAUCCAAUUGACAUCCAAGAGCGGCGGCCGCAGGCGGAGGAGGCGGUGGCAAUUGCCGCCACCAUGUCCAAACUGAAGCACCUUGAAAUGGCAUACAACUGUGUUGACACAAAGAACAUUGUGGAGAUCAUUGAGAAGUGUAAGGAGCUUGAGUUCUUGGAUGUUAGAGGGUGUUGGGAUGUGAAACUUGAUCAAGAUUGGCUGGAUAAGAGGGCUGUAAUGGUUAAGGUGUUGGGCCCACAUGUUGUGGAUCAGUUUGAAGGUCAUAGUUGCUCGGAUUAUUCGGAUACCGAUUCGUUUUAUGAUUAUGCGAGUUUGGAUGAUGGGCUAUGGGAUGAUGAUGAUGAUAUUGAUGAUGAUGAUGAUGAAGAUAGGGUUGGAGGGAGGUUAGAACUUAGGUUUUAUGAAGGGUUUAAUGAGAACUAUAGUAAUGGUUGGGUUUGAGGGGUUUCGGCAAGAGUAAUGUUAUAUUCGUCUCAACUUAUUUAUAAAAGAAUAUUUUUAGUAGACACUUGACAAUACUGAUAAAAAGUCUAAAUGUCUAUUUAGACUUUUAUCUGUCAAGUCUCUGCUAAAAAAAUAAGUUUAGAAAGAUAUAACAUUACAUUACUUGCUAGAAACCGCUUGUUUCUAAGUACUUAAAAAACUUUUCUUGUAUGUCGAUUAUUAUGAAUGAUGUUUGAAGUUUUGUUUAUCUUUGUAAGUGGGAAUUACUUUUCCUAGGGCAAAAAUGAUUGAAUCUUGAACAUUAUGUAUUGACUUGUAUCUUAUGCAGUAAAAGUUAUAUAUUGUUAUGGUACUUUUAUCA
Molecule: messenger RNA, 1824 nt
Organism: Lactuca sativa (garden lettuce)
Lineage: Eukaryota; Viridiplantae; Streptophyta; Magnoliopsida; Asterales; Asteraceae
Gene: FBW2
Product: F-BOX WITH WD-40 2
Molecular function (GO): protein binding
Source: RefSeq, a predicted model, not a curated record